AUGCCCGAGCCAGAAGCUACUCCAGAGUUCGAGGCUACUGCCGCCGACCUCUCGCCCUACUGCCCAUCUCCUCUUCACUCUGCCGCUUCGGCCGUAGUGCCUGCUCUCCAGGAUACUGCUGAUAUCCUUGAUGCAAUGUCUUCAUCCACUCAAACUAACGGAGUUGCCCACAGUGGCAUAGACGCAGCGGCGUCUGGCCCUGUCAGUGCUGACUCGUAUGCCAUGGCCGACUUUGGCGAUGCAGAUGGCGACAACGAAGACCUCGACAGCCUGGACGAUGCGUACGGAGAGGAAGAAGAGACACACACAGAGAAGACGCAGGAGCAGCAGGCGGAACCAGACGCCGGCGAGGAUGACUACCUCAAAAUCUUCGACUCUCCUCCUCAGGAUGCGGAUGAGGAUGGCGCUGAUCAGCAUGAUGUAUCAAAGGCACCAGAAUUCAUGCACAAUUCCGCCGCUUCUGAUUCUUUGACGAGCCCUUUUCGAGUGGCCCCUCGACCUGUCGCUGAUUCCUCGUCGGCCCAACCUGCUGCUACUGCUGCCACCGCUUCCGCGCUUCCCACGACAGCUGCCGCCCACCAAGGAGCUGGUUCGAGCGCGCCUUGUUCGACUGCCAACGGUCGCAAUGACAAUGCCCUCGAGGAUGACCACGCCGCUGAUAUCUCUCGCCUUGUCGCUGAGAUGACAGGCCAGACCGAGUCUCACGCAGACCAAAGCCCUGCCGGCCAUGAUGCCCAGUCAUCCUCCAACUUGACCUCCUCAUCCUCCUCCUCCGCCGCUGCCGCCGCCGCCUCUGCUACUCUUCCUCCCAGACCCCCACUGCCCCAGCAGACGGCUCCCAUCUACCCUUCUGAAGAAUACCGAGGCUUCCACCCCCAGAAUGGCGCUUCUCAGGUCGCUCCCAACAUGAUCGCUCCCCCCACGCCGGGCCAGCCCUCCACCUACGUGUCUGCCGGUGCCCCUGGCACCACCCCGGACGCCUUUGGCAACCUCCCCCCCCCUCCUGCAUCUGGUCUGAAUGCGGCCGUCCCGAUAACUUCCAUGAAUGCGCCUCCGUAUCCCAAUCCUGCCACUCACGCAGCCGGCCAGCCGGAUGAGUCUACUGACCGCCAGAAGCACUGGGAUACUUUUGUCAACGAUGAGCGACGGUACAUGGCGGACGCGAAGUGGGAUAGGUUCCCCGAUGGCUCACGCAUCUUCAUUGGUUCGCGCUCUCUCUCAUCAGGCAGACCUGACGGCGCCAUUGACUUUUUCUCAGGCAACCUGUCAAGCGAACGCGUCUCGAAACGGGAUGUUUUUGACAUCUUUCACAAGUACGGUCGCCUCGCCCAGAUCUCCCUCAAGUCGGCCUAUGGCUUCGUCCAGUACCACAGCCUGGAAGACGCCCAGGCUGCCAUGGACAACCUUCAGGGCAUCGAGAUCAAGGGUCGCAAGAUUCAUCUCGAAAUCUCGCGUGCUCAGAAGAAGAAGGACGGCAACGAGCGCGCCCGUUCGCCGGAUCGUGGAGGCCGGGGAGGUGCCCGGCAGUCGGGACGUCAAGAUCGUCAGGACGCAGGCAACUCGCACCAAGAUUCCCGUCGCAAUCGCGAUGACUACAGACCGAGUCGCAAUUCGCCUUCCAGACGCAACGGCGGUCAUGCCCGCGAAGACAGUCACGGUCGGGAGCGGCAUCAUUACGAUGCCCAAGACCGCUCCCGUGGCCGGUCUCGUUCGCCUCAAGGUUACGGCCGCCAAAAGGACGCCUACCGCAGACGCACUCCCACCCCACCCGCUUACAACCGAGCCUCCGCAGCCGAUGACCGCCUCGACAUCCCCCGCCGCUACGGCAACCAGGUUCCUGAUGUCCAGUUCCUGCUCCUCCAAGAGCUCAGUCGCGACUUCAUUUCCUGGGUCGAGCGUGGCUUCACCGAUCGAGGAUUGAAGGUGGAUGUUAUGUUCCUUCACCCAAGCUUCCCGCGUGAGGCAAUCAUUCAAAGACAGGUGAUUGAGGGCGUCCAUGCCAUCGUGGACCUCGACAUGCACGCGCAGAACAUCGGCAAAAUCCCGGUUCGGGUUUUUGACCGCUCGGGCGGCCUGAGUGCCCGGUAUGACGACUACCGCGACAUUGACCCCCCUAUCGCGGCAGAACUCGUCCUCCGUGCCAAGUCGCAAGCGAUGCCGGCAGCUGCGCCGUACCAGAGUGCGCCCCCUCCUCAGCCACAGUACCAAGUAUACGGACAGCAGCCGUAUGGUCAGCCUGUGCCCCCCCACGCGCCCACCUACCCUGGACACCAGGGUCCUCCCCGCGGCCCGCCUCCUGCUCAGCAGCAGGCCGUCAACGCGGCGGAUCUUGCCAGUAUGAUGAGUGGCAUCGAUAAUGCAACCCUCCAGCGUCUAUUGGCCAGCAUGACCCCCCAAGGCGCCGGCCCAGCUGCUGCCAACAACGCCGCCGGAGCCGCGAACGCUCAAAUUCAGGCCCUCAUGGGAGGCAUGCAGGCGGCGCCGCCUUCAGCACCGACUCAACCUGUCUCGUACGGCGGACAAGUUUAUGCUCCCAACGGCCCGUCGUCUACCAACGGCCACCAGGCCCAAGCCGGCACCGGCGAUUCAGCCGCGCAGGUCGAGAACAUUAUGGCACAGCUCGCUCGAUAUCGGCAGUGA
This is a messenger RNA of Colletotrichum higginsianum IMI 349063, 2640 nucleotides long. Its product is annotated as RNA recognition domain-containing protein. The transcript is spliced from 2 exons. The coding region runs from base 1 to 2640 and encodes 879 amino acids. Gene Ontology annotation, molecular function: RNA binding. Lineage: Eukaryota; Fungi; Ascomycota; Sordariomycetes; Glomerellales; Glomerellaceae. The record is from RefSeq and is a predicted model, not a curated record.